GUUGCUUAAAGCUUAGCUUGUUGCUCCUACCCAAGCUAGAUAGAUAGAGGUAUACGAGAAAUAUAGAGAAAGAGAGAGAGAGAGAGAGAGAGAGAUCUUGUAGUUGCAGAGCCAAAGAAAAAGCUAGAGAGAGAGAGAAAGAUAAGGGGGGAGAGGGAGAGAGAGAGAGAGAGACCCACCACACCUGUGCUGUGAGUGAUCGAAUUGAGGAGGGUCAUCUACCCUAGUAGUGUAGAGAUGAUGCAAAAAUUAAAAAUAUAGAAUUAUAUAGGCGCCACGCGCCUACCUAUAUGAUCGUCGUCGUCGUCGUCAUCAUGGAAGCACCAGAAAAUAAUGGAAUGCGCCGCCCUAAUUUUCCUCUCCAGUUGUUGCAGAAGAGAGAAGACGAUGACCGAGAAGAUGAAGCUGCUGCUGCUGCUGCUUGCUCCAGCUCCAACCCUACCACUACCCGGUUGCCUAAUUUCCAGCAGCACCAAGAUCAGCAGCUUCAGCUUCAUCCCAAGAAGCCGCCGCCCAAGAGGACGUCAACCAAGGACCGCCACACCAAGGUCGAGGGCCGCGGCCGAAGGAUCCGCAUGCCGGCGGUCUGCGCCGCCAGGGUGUUCCAGCUGACAAGGGAGCUAGGCCACAAGUCCGACGGCGAGACCAUCGAGUGGCUGCUCCAGCAGGCUGAGCCCGCUGUUAUUGCCGCCACUGGGACGGGCACGAUUCCGGCGAAUUUCACUUCUCUCAACAUCUCGCUCCGGAGCUCCGGCUCUAGCAUGUCGGCGCCGUCGCAUUUCAGGGCCGGUUACUUCAAUCAGAGCCUCCACGCUGCCUCGCAUUUGAUUAGGCCAAGGAGCGGCUGGGAAUUGGAUGUUAAUGAUCAUGAAUCGUUACAGCGGGCCACUAAUUUUCUGAAUAAUUAUUCGUCUGAAGCCAAACAAGAGCUGAGAAGCACGGCUUGCUUGGAUGUUUCUGAGUCGAGUAUGGCGGCGAGGAAGAGGCGGCCGGAGCAAGAUCUGUCGUUGCAGAGCCUAAUGGGGAGCUACAUGCUGCAGUCGAAUAAUUCCGGGUCGAUCCAGGCUGGGCAGGGGGCGUCGCCGGCAGGGACUCUCUGGAUGAUGACCAACCCUGACCCGGUUUGGGCAUUACCGCCUUCUUCUAAUGCAGGCUUCCAUAGAGGCUCUUUGAGUAGUGGGCUGCAUUUCAUGAAUUUUCCUGGGCCAAUGGCUCUAUUGCCUGGCCAGCAGUUGGGCCACGGCGGCGCCGGCGCUGGCGGGUCUUCGGCGGAUGGGCAUUUAGGCAUGUUUGCGGCGCUCAACUCGUUUAGGCCGGUUGUCGGCGUCGGUGGUGGUUCGUCAAUAUCUGGUUCAAACCCAAAUCAUGGGGCAGAUGACAGGCAUGAUGCUACAACUAGUACUCAUGAGACUCCGCACUAGUAUAUAGUGUAUGGAUUUGAUGCUUAAUUUCUCUCUUCAUCAAUCUUCUACAUACAUAUAUAUAUAUAUAUAUGUUUGCGAA
Molecule: messenger RNA, 1503 nt
Organism: Diospyros lotus (date-plum)
Lineage: Eukaryota; Viridiplantae; Streptophyta; Magnoliopsida; Ericales; Ebenaceae
Product: transcription factor TCP15-like
Exons: 1
Coding region: 291-1421 (376 amino acids)
Cellular component (GO): nucleus
Molecular function (GO): DNA-binding transcription factor activity; sequence-specific DNA binding
Source: RefSeq, a predicted model, not a curated record